Messenger RNA from Sphaerodactylus townsendi, 629 nucleotides. RefSeq names its product C-type lectin-like. The record is from RefSeq and is a predicted model, not a curated record. Gene Ontology annotation, molecular function: signaling receptor activity. Lineage: Eukaryota; Metazoa; Chordata; Lepidosauria; Squamata; Sphaerodactylidae. The transcript is spliced from 5 exons. The coding region runs from base 41 to 466 and encodes 141 amino acids.
GACUGACCUUGUAGAAUGCAAAGGAGGGCAAGGAGGCCUAAUGGAGGGAGCCAAAGGAAAAUCCUGCCCCAGAGGGUGGUUGUCCUACGUCAGCAGCUGUUAUGGACUUUUCCCAGACAAAUUGACCUGGAAAGAGGCAGAGAAGGAAUGUCAGGCCCUGGGUGAAAGUGGGCAUCUUGCCUCUAUUUUAAGCGACGAUGAGCAGAAUCUAGUGGUCCCAUAUAUUAAGGAUGAAUUCCAAGGCGUGGGAAAUGUCUGGUUUGGACUUAGAGACCGCUGGAAAUUUAGAUAUUGGGGAUGGGUAGACGGAUCGGAGGCCAAAGAUUUUCACUGGACUGCAAAUGCACCCAAACUCUUUACCAGCUCAAAGCACUGUGCCUAUCUGAUAGAAUCUGAAGGUUAUAAGACCUGGCAAGAUUCCAGCUGUUCAGUACCGUAUGCCUUCUUAUGCAAGAUGAAGGCCUGAGCAGAGGGUUCUUUUGUGUCCGUCUGACUCCAGUGCCCUCAGUCUGAUCAAAGGCCACUUUUCUUGUAAGCGCCCGAGUCCUUCCAUCCACAAAAGCCCAAUGUCAUACAUCUCUGUGUGGCAGUUCAUGCCUCAAACUUCUGUUGAGCAGUAGCAGCAAUAA